This is a messenger RNA of Alternaria burnsii, 153 nucleotides long. RefSeq lists its product as uncharacterized. NCBI's taxonomy places the organism in Eukaryota, Fungi, Ascomycota, Dothideomycetes, Pleosporales, Pleosporaceae. The coding region runs from base 1 to 153 and encodes 50 amino acids. The record is from RefSeq and is a predicted model, not a curated record. The transcript has a single exon.
AUGGAACUAAAGGCGGGCUUGAGGACGUGUCAGAAGCGACAAGCGUCGGGCAGUGUCGAGUGGGAAGGGGUACCUGGUGAGGGUGAGGGAGAGUUACCCACCGCAACGUGUGGCGACGGGCCGCAGGCUAGGAAUGAGCCCGUUGACAAGUGA